CGGACCCCACCUCGGAGAAAGUGCCGAGUCCCAGCAGUCAGUAUGAGUAGGCCGAGGCUUGCCGAGGAGUAUUCGAUGAUAACUAGGAAGAUCUGCGGAUAGCAACGCUUGAUGAUAUCUGCAAUUGAAAAAGAGAAGUCGAGAGAGGUCGAUAAAAUCAAGGAAGCCUUGGUAGUCUCGUCACACUCGCUCUCAUGCAUCCUUAGAGCCGGGUAUCAGCUUAGUGUCCUGCUGCUUAGCUUGUUCUUUUCCUCUACACGGUUGACCAGACCGCGAACACCAAGCAGUCGUGUGCUCAUAGAGCAUAUCCCCCGCCUCAACCUUCUUUCAACGCGCAUCCGAGAUCAUGCGCAUCCUGAUUACUGGAGCUGCCGGAUUCGUCGGCCAGCACCUGGCCAAAGUCCUCCUUAAUGACGAGGAGGGGCGUCAUACCGUUAUCUUGACAGAUGUUAUCGAGGCCCCCAUUCCAAAGGGGACGAAAUGGCCGCAGAAUGCCAAGUCUAUCAAGGCAGAUCUCCUCGCCGGCUCGCAGAACGUCGUCGACGAGGGCUUAGACGCGGUGUUCGUCUUCCACGGUAUCAUGUCGUCGGGUUCGGAAAGUGAUUUCGACCUGGGGAUGAAGGUGAACUUUGAUGCCACCAAAGCACUCCUCGAAGUCCUUCGCCAGACUUGCCCCGGCGUGAGGGUUAUCUACACAUCCAGCCAAGCAGUGUACGGCGGCGACAUCGUCGAACCCGUGACCGAGGCGACCCGCCCUACGCCCGAAAGCUCGUACGGGUGCGAGAAGAUAAUGUGCGAAUAUCUCAUCACCGAGUUCGCCCGCCGUGGUUUUAUCGAUGGCCUCAUCCUCCGCCUUCCUACGGUGUCGGUGCGGCCGGGUAAGCCUACCGCCGCGGCGUCGUCCUUCCUUUCGGGCAUAAUACGGGAGCCGAUGCAAGGUCUUCCCUGCGUGGUCCCCCUGAAAGACCGCGCCUAUCGCCAUUGGCUAUGCUCCCCGCGCAUUCUCGUAACUAACCUUGUCCAUUCUCUUACUAUUCCGCGGGAGGCGUUGCCCGGCUACGACCGCGUCGUCAACCUGCCUGGCAUCGGGGUUACGGUGCAGGAUAUGAUGGAUUCCCUAGCAAGGGUGGGGGGACAGGACAAACUCCAGUAUGUGUCGGAAGAGGACGACCCCAAACUAAAGCCAAUCCUCUAUUCUUGGCCCACGCUUUUCGACAACACUAGGGCUUUGGGUCUAGGCUAUGUGCGAGACACGUCUUUUGACGACAUCGUAAGGGACUUCAAGGACAGCUUGGGAAGCGCCUAAGCUUGCGAAUUUCCCCCUCCCUUUCGAAAGUGUCCCAACGCUUACCUGCGUGUACCCAACACAUAAAACUUGCAAAUAUCUAACUAGAACAACACGAUAAAAAUUCAGCCAGUCAACCAAGUAUAUGUAGACGGAAGUAGAAAUAAAUCACGGUCACCCCUCCAAAUUCACCAACUCUUCCGGCCUACUGAUGGGGAUAUUAUUACCGCGUUCCGUGCUAGCGAAGGAGAACCGCCUUAAUUCAGCUCACCACCCUAAUAAAGGCCCCAAGAAACCACAGGCUGCUAUGCCUUGCCUGUAG
Molecule: messenger RNA, 1607 nt
Organism: Durotheca rogersii
Lineage: Eukaryota; Fungi; Ascomycota; Sordariomycetes; Xylariales; Xylariaceae
Product: nucleoside-diphosphate-sugar epimerase
Exons: 2
Coding region: 347-1306 (319 amino acids)
Source: RefSeq, a predicted model, not a curated record